Molecule: messenger RNA, 6230 nt
Organism: Pecten maximus
Lineage: Eukaryota; Metazoa; Mollusca; Bivalvia; Pectinida; Pectinidae
Product: kinesin-like protein KIF6
Exons: 21
Coding region: 68-2569 (833 amino acids)
Biological process (GO): microtubule-based movement; mitotic spindle organization
Molecular function (GO): ATP binding; microtubule motor activity; microtubule binding
Source: RefSeq, a predicted model, not a curated record
GUUUAACAAUGGCGAACAUCACAUUGGAAUCUUGUUUGUUGUUGGAGAGACAUGUGUGAAAAACAACAUGGUUAAGCAUACAAUUCAGAUAUUUGCUCGAGUGAAACCUACUCGCUCGAAAGCAGGGUUGUAUGAUUUGGAUGAUGAUGAUGAUGGACAGCCAAGACUGACAUUCACUGUUCCUCGUGAUUUGGCAAAAGGCUUUAUCAACAACAAGAAAGAGAAUUACAAAUUCAGAUUUAAGCAGGUUUUUGACCAAACUUCAAAACAAGAUGAUAUAUUUGUAGCAGUUUCCAAACCAGUGGUCGACAAUGUAUUAUCAGGCUACAAUGGAACCAUAUUUGCUUAUGGACAGACAGGAAGCGGUAAGACGUUUACCAUCACAGGCGGGGCCGAGAGGUAUGCAGACAGGGGCAUCAUACCCAGAUCAAUAUCCUACCUGUAUGAACAGUUUGAAAAGGACACGGAAAGAACUUACGAUCUACACAUUUCUUACCUGGAAAUCUACAAUGAAAAUGGGUUUGAUCUUCUUGAUCCAAAGCAUGAGGCUUCAAAACUGGAAGAUUUGCCGAAAGUUGGCCUGAUGGAGGAUUCUGACCAGAACAUCCACCUCAAAAAUCUGUCUGUACACCAGGCCAGUUCUGAAGAGGAAGCCCUCAACCUGCUCUUCCUUGGAGACACCAACAGGAUGAUAGCUGAGACACCCAUGAAUCAAGCAUCAACACGGUCACAUUGUAUCUUCACCAUCCAUGUGACAUCCAGAGAAACAGGCUCGGCCACCAUCCGCAGAGCUAAACUCCAUCUGGUGGAUCUAGCUGGGUCUGAGAGAGUGGGUAAGAGUGGAGUUGCUGGUACACUUCUGACAGAGGCCAAGUACAUCAACCUGUCACUGCACUUCCUCGAACAGGUGAUUACAGCCCUGUCUGAUAAGAACCGACAGCAUAUUCCUUACAGGAACUCAAUGAUGACAUCCGUCCUUCGAGACAGUCUAGGGGGGAACUGUAUGACCACCAUGAUUGCCACAUGCUCCAUCGAGAAACGUAACCUAGAUGAAUCCAUAUCUACUUGUCGUUUUGCUCAAAGAGUUGCCAUGAUCAAGAAUGAUGUUAUGGUCAAUGAAGAGCUUGAUCCAAAGUUAAUGAUUCAGAAACUUAAAAGGGAGAUUCAGCAGCUGAAGGAGGAACUUGCCAUGGCAACGGGAGAGCAGCGGACUGACGACUUAACAGAUGAGGAUCUAGAGAGGUGUCAGAAGGCGGUGGAGCAGUAUCUUGAGGACACUGAUCCUGAUGUGAUCCUCAGUAUCGGGGCAGACAUGAGAAAAAUCCAGACAUGCUUUCGUAUUCUAAAGAAACAUGUGUUAGAAAAGCCAUCUGUGACCGAAGUGAUUCGGUCUCCACCUCCAGAGGCCCCGCCCCCUGAUACAGGACCUUACAGUGAUGCAGAGAACAGUAAGCUGAAGGAACUCGUACAGCAGAGAGACAACGAAAUCAACAUUCUUGUGAAUAUGUUGAAGAAGGAGAAAAAGCGUGCAUCUAAUGCAGAAUCAGAACUGACCAACAUGGGGAAGUUUGCUGUUAGAACAUCAUCAGUGGCAGGAGAAGCACCCAGCUACAACAAUGUGGCAAUGAGUCGCGAGUCUACAGGCUCUCGCAACAGCAGGCCAAAUAGUUCUCGUCGCAGGGAGGAACAGGCCAAAAAUAAGAUAUUGGGAGAUAUGUCUCAAGGAAGACAGGAAGCGUUUGAGAUUUUCCGGCGGGAUUACCCACAGAAAGAGACAAUAGAGCAGAAUAAGGUUCAUCUCAAACAACGUUAUGCAGAGGCUAAAAGUUUAGGAGAAAAAGUCAACAAAACUCGCAAAAAAAUAAAUCAUUUGAAAGGACAGAUAGAACAACAUCGAAUGCAGUUGGCAAUGCAAGGCUUGGUAGACCCUAACAAUCCAGAACCAGACGAGGAGGAACAGGAGCUGAGGGCAGAUAUGGAGGAGGAAAAGGAUAGCUAUAAGCAUUCAUUUAACCGUCUGAAGACACUUAAAACUGAGAUAGAGCACCUACAACACUUACUAGAGAAAUCCAAGGUGAAACUUAUGAAGGACUUUGAAAUGUGGUGGGCGGAGCAAGCUCUCAUAUCACAGAAUACCCAGUCUGUGGGUGGCAGUAUGAAGUCAGCGUGGAGGACUCCGACCCCCAAACAAUCCAGGAAGGCCCUACCCCCAGAUCAUGUAUCCCCGGGUAAUUCUACGCUAUCUCAGUCCUCCUCAGCCUCUAGUUUAUACCAGCCUGCCUCCCACUCGCUACCCCUACAGUCAUACCAGCCAGCCUCACACUCACAACCUCCACAGGUCGGUCACCAUAGACAGAAGGUGGCUGUACAGCUCUCCAGCUUCUACUCACAGCCACCAUCUCAACCUCAGCCUCCAGUGGAAAAGAAUGGCUAUAGGCUACCCAGAUCAGCUGGGAAUGACCAGAAGGCAGGUAUACCUCUAACUGGGGAUUCCAAGGCUGAUGCAGAUAUCAUGGCAUUUGUUAAAGCUCGCCAGAACAUACUCAAACAAGCCAAUGGGAACAGAUGACAGUAGCCUGUGCUGUGUGUGGCUCCUAGUUAUUGUAACCAUUCCAUCCAGACACUUCUGUCUCAUAUUAUCUAUAGGCUGUUUCAGUAUUCCCCAGUCCAAACAGCUGUAGUUGAUUUCCCUGAGGCUGUUCAGUGAUUCCAAAGUCUAUAUACAUCAACAAUGUUGACAUCCAUAAAAUAAUCAUUUCGGAAUGGUUUCCAGUCCCAUAUAAAAUCAUUCUGGCUAGAACCUGUAAACUUUGGUAAAGUAUAGUGAGAUCUACUGAAAUGUAUACCAACUUCUCGCCUGGAACGCUGAAUGAUGCAUCAUGGACUACGCCUUACAGCUUGUGCUAUCAUGGAGACUAUCAUUGUAGUGCUCAAACAUGCAGUUAAAUGUGACAUUUGUUUUCCAGAUUUGCUUCAGCUUUACUAUGUAAAUAUUGUACUGCCAUUCUUACCAUUUUACCUGGUAUUGAGAAAAAAUGGUGUUUUAGCAUUCCAAAAUUUCUAUUAACUGAAAAGUUAUUUGAAGAAUUUACAAAAGUUGGUAGGUACCAUCACCAUCUAUUUUUAAAUUAUUUAUUGCAUUUGAUUUAUUCCGUCCAUAGACAUAAAACUGAUACUAACAAACAUUCCAGAUUGAUACAAACUGUACCAACAAUAUGUCCACAUUUACAGACGUUAUUUACACUUUUUGAUGUCUAACAUUGUAAAUUAUAUGUAUAGUCCUUACUACUCAGUAAUGUGCCUUUGUACAGUAAUACUACCCAGCUUCAGUAUCUGUAUUUAUGUCUCCAUCUCUAUCUUUGUUCUGUGAACAGACAUCUCUGUAUGAUAUACAGUUGGGAUUUAUAUAUUUCUAUAUAUCUACCGUACGGCACAGGGACAUGUGAACAGACAUCUCUGUAUGAUAUACAGUUGGGAUUUAUAUAUUUCUAUAUAUCUACGGCACAGGGACUUGUGAACAGACAUCUCUGUAUGAUAUACAGUUGGGAUGUAUAUAUUUCUAUAUAUCUACCGUACGGCACAGGGACAUGUGAACAGACAUCUCUGUAUGAUAUACAGUUGGGAUGUAUAUAUUUCUAUAUAUCUACAGCACAGGGACUUGGCAGGAAUUUAUAACACACAGUCCAUAUAAAUAAUUAUAUAUAUGUAUUAUGUAUUUUUGCCAAAUCCCUGCGAUACCGUACAUGAAAGUGUCAAUACUGCUGACAUAUUUGCUGAUAUUUGUAUUUAUAAUCAUGUAAUUAUCUUUUAUGUAUUAUUAUCUACCUUUUUAAUUUUUAAGUUUUUUUAUUUAUUUUUUUUUAUUUUUUUUUUCAUUCCAUCAUCUGGUUAAGCAUACACAGUUACAUUGUAUUAAGUUCUCUUUGGUCAUUCAACUGUUUCAUUGGAGUAAUUUAGGACACAAGUAUGUCACAAGUAUCUCAUUGCUACAGAUAGAAAUAUUCAUUGGCACUUGCACUGCAGUAACUAAUAUCAAAAUUAUGAAAAUAAUAAAUCUAAUUUAGUAAUUUGGUUGAAAUUAUAAUUCAGUAUGAUAAAUAUAAAGAGAACAUCAAACAUGAUACCAUUACAUAGGGAAGCAGAUACUAAUAGUUCCAGAAUAAAAAGGACAACACUCUGGUUUACUUUUAGAUUUGCGAUGUCCUUGUGUCAAUAUAUACCAGUACAUGUAUAUAUGUUUGGGUCGCUAGUAGAGCUGCUAAAAUGUCUUUAGUCAUACUGGUUGGAUAUUAGGGUUUUCACUCAGCCAAGUAUACCAAUAGGAUGUCAAGGACUUAACUUAGUGAAGAGACAAGUACGAUUGUAUACGGAUACUAAGUCGAGGACUUCACUUAGCGAAGAGACGAGUACGAUUGUAUACGGAUACUAAGUCAAAGACUUCACUAAAGACAAGUAUGAUUGUAUACAAAUACUAAGUCAAGGACUUCACUUAGCGAAGAGACAAGUACGAUUGUAUAUGGAUACUAAGUCUAGGACUUCACUUAGUGAAGAGACAAGUACGAUUGUAUACGGAUACUAAGUCCAGAACUUCACUAAGUGAAGAGACGAGUACGAUUGUAUACGGAUACUAACUCUAGGACUUCACUUAGUGAAGAGACGAGUACCAUUGUAUACUGAUACUAAGUCUAGGACUUCACUUAGUGAAGAGACGAGUAUGAUUGUAUACGGAUACUAAGUCUAGGACUUCACUUAGUGAAGAGACGAGUACCAUUGUAUACGGAUACUAAGUCAAGGACUUCACUUAGUGAAGAGACGAGUACGAUUGUAUACUGAUACUAAGUCUAGGACUUCACUUAGUGAAGAGACGAGUACGAUUGUAUACGGAUACUAAGUCAAGGACUUCACUUAGUGAAGAGACAAGUACGAUUGUAUACAGAUACUAAGUGAAGAGACGAGUACGAUUGUAUACGGAUACUAAGUCUAGGACUUCACUUAGUGAAGAGACAAGUAGGAUUGUAUACAGAUACUAAGUGAAGAGACGAGUACGAUUGUAUACAGAUACUAAAUCAAGGACUUCACUUAGCGAAGAGACAAGUAGGAUUGUAUACAGAUACUAAAUCAAGGACUUCACUAAGCGAAGUGACAAGUAGGAUUGUAUACAGAUACUAAAUCAAGGACUUCACUUAGCGAAGAGACAAGUAGGAUUGUAUACAGAUACUAAAUCAAGGACUUCACUAAGCGAAGUGACAAGUAGGAUUGUAUACAGAUACUAAAUCAAGGACAGCCUUAAAUUUUAGCCACCAACAAAUAAUGGUUGGCUGUCAUCUCCUUUCGUCCAUGAUCAGCCUUCGUCCGUAAACUAUUAAUGUUACCACCAUUUCUCAGUAAACUCUGCAUGGAUCUUUUUCAAAUUUUACCUGUAUGUUCCGCUUUGUCUGUAAUUGUGCAUGUUUCAUUUUGAGACUGCUUGGAAAACAAGAUGGCUGACAGGUGGCCACUUUGAAUUUUGAUAGUUGAAGUUAUUGCUAUUUCUUAGAAAUUUCUUCAUGGAUAUUUCUUGAAUUUCUUUCAAGAUUCCCUUGUAUUAGUUGAACCCUAUUUGAGAGAUUUCUUGAUGGAUCUUUCUCGGAUUAAAUAUGUUGGUUCCGCUUGUUUUCAAAUGAUUAAGUGGAAGAGAAAAGUAGAGAAAAGAUCAGUCUAACAGAGAUCCAAUAAAGGUCAUAAGUAAAUUUAUAUUUAUAUCAAAUUAAGGAUUUCACUAAUAUAAAGUUAAAUCUUCACACAGAUAACAAUACUGACUGAUAGGAAGUUAAAUACUUCUGUAAUCUCGUAUAUAGAUAAGUACAUUUAUAUUGAUAUCAAGUUAAAUCUUCACACAGACAAGUACAUACGUAAACCAAUAGGAAUUUAACAAGUAUACUGUAUACCCUGGUGUUCAACUACACAAAUCUGAGGUACAAAUAGUAAUAGCCAGAAAUGAUAUUGGUACAGUAUACGCAACCAACAUAGCAGAAAUGUUGUUUAUGAUGUGGAAGAUUGAGAACUGAGUCUGGGAAUGAAGAAUGCAUGAUUUGUAGUAUCUUAUUUGUAGAUUUUAUUUAAUGGUAUGCAAGUGGUGUAUACAUGUAUUGCUUUAAAACUGGCUAUUGAAGAAAAUGAAAUUCAGAGUAUCAGGUAAACAGGUUGUUACUAUUUAAUAUAACUAUUGAAUAAACAGGUUUUAAUAGAGC